Messenger RNA from Priapulus caudatus, 605 nucleotides. Its product is annotated as transient receptor potential cation channel subfamily A member 1-like. The record is from RefSeq and is a predicted model, not a curated record. The transcript has 7 exons. Lineage: Eukaryota; Metazoa; Priapulida; Priapulimorpha; Priapulimorphida; Priapulidae. Bases 42 to 605 code for a protein of 187 amino acids.
AUAACCGGGGUCCGUUGGAACUACCGCUGUAUGCUCUUAACAUGAUGGUUCGUUGCAACAGAGUGGACCUGCUCUAUCAUCCUGUCUGCCAGGCAUAUCUCAACAUGAAAUGGAACGCUUACGGUUUCUACCUGCACUUCUGCGUGCUGGGACUGUACGUCGUGUUCGUCGCCGCCCUGACCUUCUACGUCACCCUUAACGAGCCGAUGGACCACUCACACCUCUCCAACGAAAGAUGGGACAACAUCACCAACGCCACCGACGACCAUUGGUCAAUCGUUGAAAGCAUCCCGACCCUGGACCUAGUCUUGCUGAUUACCGUGACGAUCUUUAGCGCUCUCAGCAUCAUCAAAGAAAUCUUUCAGAUAGGUCAACAGGGCGCCGAUUACUUCUUGGAUCUCAUCAACUACUUGGAGUGGUCGCUGUAUAUAUCUGCUGGCAUCUUCACAACCACGACCCUGCUGUGUGGCAAUGGCAAUAGCUAUCACUUCCAGUGGGCGUUCGGAGCUAUCUCCGUGUUUCUCGCCUGGUUCUACCUUCUUCUCCAUCUGCAGAGAUUCAAUAUAUCGGUUUGCCGUCGGCGACAUAGCAUCGGUGAAGAGUGA